Molecule: messenger RNA, 1431 nt
Organism: Dovyalis caffra
Lineage: Eukaryota; Viridiplantae; Streptophyta; Magnoliopsida; Malpighiales; Salicaceae
Source: the annotation of a GenBank genome assembly
AUGAGGAAGAAGAGGAAAGGGAGUGAAGCGGAUACGGGUGAGAAUGCACAAGAGGAUUAUAAUAGGUUUGAAAUAACACCAGCAUGCGAUUUGAAAUCAUCGAAUGUUAGGUCUCAUUACUCGUUAGAAGAUUAUAAUAGGUUGAAGAAGAGGUGCAAAGAAGAUGUUGGUAGGGAACCCGUUACUUCUUUCAAAAGUAGGCUUGCAGGCAUUGCUACUGCCCCGCCUUGUGGUGCUUCAUCAUCGUUGGUGCCACCUGGAAGAGGGCUUAAGAGGAAGAUAGGGUGCAUAGAUGUCGCAACUCAGACGGGUAGGAAAAAUAGGUUUGAAGAUGACUAUGUUUUGGGGGAUGCUAUCGGGCGUGGUAAAUUUGGCUCUGUUUGGUUGUGCAGGUCUAAGGUUACUGGUGUCGAGUUUGCUUGUAAGACUUUGCAGAAGGGAGAGGAGACCGUUCAUAGGGAGGUAGAGAUAAUGCAGCAUUUGUCUGGUCAUCCUGGUGUGGUGACAUUGCAUGCUGUGUAUGAGGAGUCGGAGUGUUUUCAUCUUGUGAUGGAGUUGUGCUCUGGAGGACGUUUGAUUGAUCAGAUGGUUGAUGAGGGACAGUACUCAGAGCAACGCUCUGCUAAUAUAUUCAAGGAUGUGAUGUUGGUUAUUAAGUAUUGUCAUGACAUGGGGGUUGUGCACAGAGAUAUAAAGCCUGAGAAUAUACUUCUAGUGAGCUCAGGCAAGAUGAAACUUGCAGAUUUUGGCCUGGCCAUGAGAAUUUCAAAUGGUCAGACCUUAUCUGGUUUGGCUGGAAGUCCAGCAUAUGUUGCCCCUGAAGUUCUGUUGGGAAACUAUUCCGAGAAGGUCGACAUUUGGAGUGCUGGUGUCCUCCUACAUGCUCUGUUGGUCGGGGGCCUUCCAUUUCAAGGUGACUCCUUAGAGGCUGUUUUUGAGGCAAUCAAGAAUGUCAAGCUUGAUUUUCACACUGGGAUAUGGGAGUCAAUAUCUAAACCUGCACGUGAUCUAGUUGCAAGAAUGUUGACAAGGGAUGUCUCAGCCAGGAUCACUGCAGAUGAAGUACUGAGGCAUCCAUGGAUUUUGUUCUACACUGAGCGCACCUUAAAGACAUUGUCCAUCAGGUCAAAAACAAAGAAUCAAGUUGCAGCAACUUCCUGCCAGCCUGCAAGUGCGCCUGUAUUUGUGUCACAUGGAAACCAUGUAGGAGUUGGCUCUCCAGAAAAGGACUCAAAUCAGCAUUCAUCUGAUAGUCUGAGCUGCAAGGCAGAAGAGCAGGACGAAUGUGGUUUGGUUGACGCACUUACAGUGGCAAUUUCCCAUGUUAAGAUAUCGGAGCCAAAGCGAAGUAGAUUGUGUGGACCCACUGGCCCAAUGGAGCAGCAGUGUUCAUCUAACAUCACGGCUAACAAUCUGUGUAGAGCAUUUUGA